Laetiporus sulphureus 93-53 is the source of this 2023-nucleotide messenger RNA. RefSeq lists its product as uncharacterized. The transcript has 11 exons. Bases 23 to 1828 code for a protein of 601 amino acids. Gene Ontology annotation, molecular function: DNA-binding transcription factor activity, RNA polymerase II-specific; zinc ion binding. The record is from RefSeq and is a predicted model, not a curated record. Lineage: Eukaryota; Fungi; Basidiomycota; Agaricomycetes; Polyporales; Laetiporaceae. Gene Ontology annotation, cellular component: nucleus. Gene Ontology annotation, biological process: regulation of DNA-templated transcription.
AUCCAUCACUUGGUACUCCCCGAUGACCCAGACGUGUUCUACAUGUAGAAGUCGGAAAGUGCGGUGCGACGGGGUGCACCCCAUAUGCGGGCCAUGCUCCAGAGCUCGGCGUUCAGUAACAUGUAGCUAUGUGAACUCGCCGUCUGAGGUUACGAGGGGUCCCCUUCUGCAGAAAGGUAAUGCUUGCUACGCUUGCCGGAGGAAGAAGAAAAAAUGUGACGCGAGACGGCCGUUUUGUACGACUUGCGAAGUGGCCGGGAAACAAGACGAAUGUCAGUAUGAGGAGAAUGUUCAACGAAACUUGACCGAGUCUCUGAUGGCCCGCAACCGAGCGCUCGAGGAACGGAUAGCCGAAUUAGAAAGGCAACAAGGGUCAUACUCGGCUGCGACUGAACAGCGCAACCAAGCCUCGCCGUUAGCUACUGCCCACGUGCUUGAUCUUCUGUCAAACCCUGGAUCAAUGUCUGCGCAGUCAUGGAUACCUUUCCUUCCGAAUCUCAGCACCUUGCCGGAUCUCACUUGUCCAAGCAUUCUCAACAACCUCGACUUUGCAUUCCAAGUCACCGAGCAUGCGAGUUCGACCGAAAUCGUCUCACCUGGUGCAACCUUGAUCGGCUAUUCGUCUAUUCAACAGUUAAGCGAGUUCCGCAUGACAUUCCUCAAUCAUCACGGCCAACUAGGCAUCAGCUUCCCCGAACCGAAAAUGCGGGCCAUCAUGAACGGAGAUUUAUCCGGAACUUAUGCUCACCCGGUUCUCAUCCACGUCGCCCAGCUGAUGGGUUGCCGUUUGUGGCAAGAUCAGCAUCGUAUGAAUCUCAACGGCACGAUAGAGAACAUCCAGCUCCAGCUUACAAACCGCGCCCUGCUCGAAAAUCCUGACCCUGUCACGAAGCUGCAAGUCCACAGCGUGCUUGCAAUUUACUUUCUCAUCAAGCGAAUGAUGCACGAGGGCCGGGAUCAACUCGUUAAGGGUGCACAAGUCGCUGCAGAGUUCCGUAUGAGAUUCGACAUGCUGGUCGCCGGCGGUCUUCCGUCUCUUCAAGACGAACCCGACGUGGCGCAAGAGCACAUCUGCGCUCUGAGCCAGCUGAUGUACCUCGACAAAGCGGCGACAAUCGUGCUCAAUGACCCUUCACUGCUCGGUGCUGACUACGACCAGCAGUUCCGCACUCUCCCGUAUGUGUUUCCCACCAUCUCCAAGAACAACCUCGUCGUUCUGCGCGCUCGUAGCGUCGAUUUCCUGCAUCGCAGCCGGCAACUCGCCGCGCGCUGGAUGGAGCUCAUCCUCAGCAUCGGCGCCACGCAGGUGGGGUCAACGUCCGACGCGCAGAUGCACUGGUACGAGGAGUACUGGGAGCUGCUCGAGGACGUGUCGGACCACAUCGGGCACCUGAGUCCGAUGCUGCUGAAAACGGGCUUCUUUCGCCAGCGCGAGUUUGCGCUGGCACUGCGGAUGUGCUUGAUCGUGUCGCUGACGGCGGCAGCGGAGCUGCACCGGCUGUUGGCGAACCAUCAUACGGAGUCGAGGCUGAAGUCUAUCAACGUUAUACUCGAGAUCGUCGCCCUUACGAAGGGGUUACAGGAUGAGGACUACAUCUUCCUGGAUCCCAUCCUCGGGGUAUGCUGGUCGAUGGUUGCUAUCGUGCUCAACCAAGAGCGGAUGUGUCCCAUUGACGCAUCUAGCAGCGUAGAGUGGAAGUCGUCCUUUACCGUCAUUCGAUAUUCGGCACACAAGCUGGGGCAUACGCUGCCGUUCAUGGAGAAUUCCGUGGAGAGCAUUAACGGCGUAGCUGUGGAUUCGGAGGGCCCCAGCGGCAGCUUUGAGUAAGGAGCUUGAUUUUACUUGGAAUUUCUGUCUGUAAUUACUCUAUGAUUUGUUCUGCUCUGCUGCUAUCUCUCGUAAAUUGAUCUAUCCCGUAAUUGAUCUAUGCCGUAAAUUGAUCUAGCUUUUGGUUGAUGUACACUAGCUACUACACCUUGUAACGCUUUUAUUGCUAAUAUCGAUGCUAUCAUUUUUGUCGUG